This is a messenger RNA of Suillus bovinus, 1278 nucleotides long. RefSeq lists its product as uncharacterized. Bases 1 to 1278 code for a protein of 425 amino acids. The record is from RefSeq and is a predicted model, not a curated record. Lineage: Eukaryota; Fungi; Basidiomycota; Agaricomycetes; Boletales; Suillaceae. The transcript is spliced from 5 exons.
AUGGCUGCUACUGGUGCUGAUAGUCCCCUGGGCUCAGACAAGGGGAAAAUUUAUGGUGGUCUCACCAAGAUCAUCUUCACAGAUCACCCCAAGUAUGGUGCCACAUACUUGUCUAAUCCUAAAAAAUUCUGUGAUGCUAUUGGCAGUUGCAUUAACAUUUUCAGGAAUAAAUACAAGAAGGUGAAAGUGAUGUUUGGCAGCACAGGUGCUGGCGUGAUGCCAGCUGAAGGGAGUCAGGCAAAAAACUUAAUGGAUGUGGCAAUUUUGGAGCUGCCGUGGUACAAAGAUCUAGAUACCAUUUGGCACUCCAAUCUAUCCAUGGCCGCAACCACCCACUCCUCAAAACCUGGCGUUGAUCAUGCUGGUGCCCUAUAUACCCUUCAGUUGUCACAUCCCCCCAACACUCAGCAGUACUUGCAUCCCCCCAGUGCUCAGCAAUCACAUUCCCCCAUACCUCCUAACAUGCAUGUAUUUGCCAGCAGCCAGUAUCCGCCACCUGCGCUGCACCAAUCCCCUCCUGCUUCAUCCUAUCCCUCCUCCUGCGCUAUGUCCCCCAAUAUCCAUCUUCCUGGCCUUCCGUCAGAUGACAAUGAUGCCAACAAUUGGGAUCUUUCCAAGGACAAUGGCAUGAUGCUCGAUGAUGAUGCAAUCAUGCUUGACAACACUUCCCCAGUUGUGGGGAAGAAGCAUCAGCUCCCCUCAAUGCCAUCUCCUCCUCCCAACCUCCCAGAACCAUUUGAUAUGCUGUUGAAAAAAUUGGUGUCAGCCUACCAUAGCUGUUUGGCAUUCAGGGUGCAGAAGGCCUUGAGCCGUGAGGGCCACUGCAGGCUGCCAUUGGAAAUAUUGUGCAGUGCAUCAACACCAUUGUUGAAAAUGCGCAACACUACCUUGGUGUCAGACUUCCAUAUGUCCCUGACACCUGAGACCUCCAUUCCGCAUAGUGCUGGCAGCUCAAAGAAGAAGGCAACAUCAGAUGUGUCAUACAAACACCUCCACUUCCUCGCAAAACUCAAGGUCAAAAGUGAGCAUAAUCAGGACACUAAAAAAUACAAAUGGCUCCAUUCCACCCACGAGUACGAAACCUCCCAAGCCGCUGUCACCCAUCAGUGCAUGCAAGAGGAUAAAGCCACUGAGAUUCGCCUUCGUAAGAUGGACAUUCACAUCCACCAAGCACAUUUGGAGGUCCUUGACAAGGAAGCGGAGACUUUGCGACUCAAAAUUCAAUUCCACCAAAUGGUGCAGGCCAGCAAGGUGGCAUCAGAUGGAGGAGUUGGGUGA